AAGUGAAACGUACGAUAUUUGCGAUGGGGUCCUUUAUAAAGAUAGCAUUUAUUUCACUUUCUCUAGGUGUGGUGUUAGUCGCUUCAAACGUUCAAGUUAACGUGCUAAAGGAAGAGAGACGGCGACUUUAUGGCCUAGAUUUGAGAGCUUCUGCUUUCAACUAUCCUCCUUGCCUUUUUGCCACAAGAGCGCCUUUAGGGAACCAUUCAUCAGUUCCAUCAUAUGUUGGAGUCUGCAACGAUAUUGUUACUUGGAUUUCUAAACAUUUUCGUAUGAAAUUGACCUACGUGCCUACAAAUACUUCGGGUAUUGUCAAGGAUGGGUUGAUUCCUGCGCUCAUCAAACAAAUUGUCAAUGGGGAAGUCGAUAUUAUACCAUAUGCGUUUGCCCCUUCGGUGACGCUCUUACAGCAGUUGGAUUUUACCAUCACUCUUCGCGUAGAGGAUUACAACCUGUUACAACAAUGGCCAAAAGAAGAGAGCCGUCUUAUUGCGUAUAUAAGACCCUUUUCCUACGAGGUUUGGUUGCUAUUUUUUGGUUCGACUGGUAUUGUUGUUAUUUUUAUGGCCAUACUGACUCAUUAUCACCAUCAAUUGGGCACAAGUUGGAACUCCACGAAUUUCAUGAACGCUUUUAAUCACCACACUAUUUACGUUAUCACAGUGAUCACCGGACAAGGUAACAGCAUAUCUCCAAAGGUAAAAUUUCCGUUACGCCUAAUAGCAGGAGUGUGGUGUCUGACGAUGGUAGUUUUGGUGAAUGCCUACUCGAGCACGUUAAUGUCCUAUUUGACCGUUCCAAAGUUAACUCCUAUUGUGAACACGCUUACUGAAUUGGCAGCUAGUCGUGAUUCACAGCUAACGAUUGAUUUUGAAUCGGACAUGUCUCGUAUGUUUAUGGAAGCCAGUUCUGGGCCAUUUAAAAUAAUUGGUAAUUCAUUGCGUAACAACCCUCAGCUACUCAUCAAAAGUGGAAGUCUAGAAGGAAUGAACAAUGUUUUACUGCGUGGCAAUGUAUACUUCGCGAAUCGUCCAACUGUUAAAUACCUAAUGUCGAUGGACAUGAAAAGUCACACCAAAUGCCGCUUGACCUCCUCGGAUCCCAUUCCGUACAUCCGAACUUACUCGAUGGGUUUACCUAAGGGUAGUCAACACAACUGGAUCAUCAAUCACGAUUUGCAAUAUUUGCAGGAAAGUGGUCUACUGGACCACUGGUUAAAACAGUACACACCCAACGUUGAUAAAUGUAUGGUCGGGAAGAGCAAACCUCACGAGCGGAUGAUUCCCUUCUCCCUAUUGGAUCUAUCAAGUGCCUUUCUACUUUUAGGCAUCGGCAUCGGAUUGUGUUUAUUUGCGUUUCUGUUAGAAUUAAUUGCCUCUUUGCAUGCUUACCAACGCGAAAGGAUCAACCGCCUAGUGGUCCCUUAGUAAUCCAACAGCUGUUCAAAUCAGUGUUGGCGAUAGUUUGAUAUUUAAAAUUAUUUUCAAAGAUCAGGCUAUCCAAUCGCUAGUAGCACAAAGUGCUGGUAGAUACAACAUAAUCGUCCAAUAGUUAAAUGUAUUUUUUUGUCACACAAAUCUUGCGAAAGCAUCUGUCGAAUAGACGUUGAAAUGGGUUUCUGAGAUUUAAGUCCUAACAACGGGCUUAUUAGGCUACAUUGAUUGCAAGUUUGAAAAAGGGCUUGGCAAACGCUAUUGAGUAACAACAGUACCCUUGGAUGAAUGCAGUUAUGCUUCGAUUGUCUACUCAGCAAACAGACGUUUCAAAAUCAUUUAUAGAAUUUGCACCUAUACCUUUUUGUCGGAGGCAACCUUAAUGACCUUUUCUCUCUUUCUGAAAGUAGCGAGAUACAGUAGUCUGCAUCGUCUGCCGAAUAAAUACAACAAUUGAUGAAGAA
Messenger RNA from Daphnia magna, 1897 nucleotides. RefSeq names its product ionotropic receptor 93a. Lineage: Eukaryota; Metazoa; Arthropoda; Branchiopoda; Diplostraca; Daphniidae. The record is from RefSeq and is a predicted model, not a curated record. Gene Ontology annotation, cellular component: membrane. Bases 24 to 1427 code for a protein of 467 amino acids. Gene Ontology annotation, molecular function: ligand-gated monoatomic ion channel activity. The transcript is spliced from 9 exons.